This is a messenger RNA of Puccinia triticina, 1467 nucleotides long. RefSeq lists its product as uncharacterized. The transcript is spliced from 7 exons. NCBI's taxonomy places the organism in Eukaryota, Fungi, Basidiomycota, Pucciniomycetes, Pucciniales, Pucciniaceae. Bases 1 to 1467 code for a protein of 488 amino acids. Gene Ontology annotation, biological process: actin cortical patch localization; actin filament organization; endocytosis. Gene Ontology annotation, molecular function: phosphatidylinositol binding; ubiquitin binding. The record is from RefSeq and is a predicted model, not a curated record. Gene Ontology annotation, cellular component: actin cortical patch.
AUGAGAAACCUCCUGGCCGCCAGCAGACGACCCCCAGCCAGCCAACAACCACCAUCCCCCCCAGCAGGAUACAACUCAAACUCAGCUUUCCCAGAACGGACACUCCCAAACGAUAACAACAUGCUGUCAUCCCAGAAACCACCACAGCCACCGGGGAAUAGCAUCAAGAAGCAGAGCCUCUUCGCACGGCUCAUCCAGCCCCACCCAUCCCCAGCAACGGCCCAGCUCAGAACACCCUCCCCCUCAAACCAAUCACUCGUCGAGCAGACAAUCGACUGGGCCUGUAAACACGACACCCAUCUCCAAAACUGGCCACACAUCCUCGAACUCUCCGACAGACUCUCGAAAAGCGAACCAGAAUCACGGGAAGCCGUCAAGUCACUCAAGAAACUCAUCAAAACAUCCGCAAAACAACCCAUCCAGAUAAGGGCUAUCAGACUUACCGUCAUCCUUGUCUUGAAUUCAUCUGACCGAUUCAGACUUCUUGUCGUGAAGAAAUUACUCGACGUACUCGAAGAUGUCUACCACAAAUCCGCAAAGAGUAGCCGAAAGCAGCCCGUCAAAGAGAUCCUUUUUCAAGCAUUCGCUAUCCUUGGUCAUGAAUUUCAGCAUGAUGAAGAUUUAAGUGCAUUCACCCAUUUUUACAACAAAGUCAAGCCCAGUGACGCGCCCUUGAAUGGGACCCCGCUGAAUGCAUCCGAUGGGAUGUUUGCACCCAUCCCAGUCAAUCCGACACCCGGCCCUCCACCCCAGCAACAGGCAACAGGUCUGUACCCACCCCAGCCGACCCUCGAGGCCGUGCAACAGACGAUCCCAGCAAUGCGCGACGUCCGGGAAGAGGCUGAGAUAGCAAGGUGUAAUGCUAGGCUGCUGAUUGAGGCCCUCGCGUUCACCCAUCCAUCUGAAAUGGAGUCUAACGAAAUCAUCCAGGAAUUUUACACGAAGUGUUAUCAGAGCCGAAACCAACUGAUGGAUGAUAUCCCUUGGGCGACCGAACAAGCCGAGCACGCCCGAGCCUAUUAUGAACGACAAGCGGCUGCCGCUCAAUCGGCCCAACCACGAGAGCCGCGGGUAGGGCGAACAAAUCCAUAUGAGAACGAGGGGGCUCCGAAUGGGGAGCGUGGGAGUUCACGGGAAGAGCAGCUCCUGUCGCUGUUACUGUCAGUGAACACCGAGCUGGUCGACGCCUUUCGACAGUACGACGAGGUCGAAAGCCUGGCCCGAGCCGAGCGCGAGCUUCAAGAGGCCAAGGAACUGUCGAAACACCAAGCCGGCCGCAACAAUGACCCUUUCGACGAGACCAUCAUCACUCCCGUCGAACGCUCCGAAAAAGCCCUCGGUAAAAUGCGCAGGUUUAGCGGAAGGUCUGGCUCCCUCGCUGCUCCUCUCGGCUUCGACUCCAACCAUAUUCAGCUCGACCAUAACCUCCACGAUCUUGACAAUCAGCAUCCGGCUUCUCACAAUUAA